This is a messenger RNA of Oppiella nova, 1442 nucleotides long. The record is from the annotation of a GenBank genome assembly. NCBI's taxonomy places the organism in Eukaryota, Metazoa, Arthropoda, Arachnida, Sarcoptiformes, Oppiidae.
GACAGACACCACACCUGCCAGUGAUGUCUGACUUCAACUGCAGUGUCGACGUCCCGCUCGCCAUCACCGAAGACUUCGGUGACUUCCAGUGCAACGAAGACAUCGAGAACUCCAACGCACAGACAUCGGUGACCACCACCACGAGUGGUGAGCGUAAGACUGUGGGAAACACUGGUGCGGAACCGUUGGACAACAAUAACGUGGGACACAAUCAGACACAACCACCACCACAACAACAACCUCUUCAGCCACACAUUGACAACAACUUCGCGGACACCUUCUCCGACAGUCUUGAGGAUUUGGUCAACACUUUCGACGAUAAGAUCACCAAAUGUUUCCGCAAUUAUGAUGAAAACACGUCAAACUUAGCGCCCGUUCAGGUCAGGUCUCAGGAGGACAUCAUCAAUGAGUCUCAGAUGUGGUGGACACUGACCGGCAAUUUCGGCAACAUUUUGCCCAUCGAUUGGACCAAAACGUACGCCCGAAAGCUACACCUCCCGGCGCUCAACAUCAAUGAGUCGCGCAGUGGUGAACACAGGAAUAUCAACGAACUCUUCGACCCCACCUGUGAUGAGGAGGAGUUGGCCAAAGAUCUGGACCUCCAUUCGCUGAUACUCGCGAGUCUACAACAGGAGCCCAUCUUCACGGCGGAACAGGUGCUCGAAGAGAUCGACGAGAUUAUGAUGAACGGGUCGGUCAGCUCGUCGAGUGGGGCCACCACUACAUCGGACAGCAUUUCGACGGAUAAGUCGCCCUCGAGUACGGGCGCCGGCGAUGGCCACAAGACGUCGAUAGCGGCGCUCCUGUAUGAGGAGAAGCUGAAGACCUACUCGUCGGUGCAGUUGAAUGAGCUGUACCUGGAGUUGGAGCGUAUGAUUCAACACAACUCCGAGACACUGAUCCACGAGUUGGCGCUCAGGGAUGAGCUCGAGUUCGAGAAGGAGCUGAAGAACACGUUUAUAUCGCUGUUGCUUAGCGUCCAGAAUAAGCGCCGACAGCACCAUAUUGAGCGCAAAAGGGGCCGUACGCUGGAGCCCAAGUAUCUCACGACUGUUAUACCCUAUAACACGGGGAGGGGUACGCCCGGUGUGCCCACUCUGCAGAUACUCAUUAAAAUAUUGCGUGCGAUCAAUGAGGACAGCCCUACAGUACCCACUCUACUAACUGAUUACAUACUGAAAGUGAUUUGUCCGACUUGAAUGUCAGCCCCGCAUAUGACACCGCGAUCUCCAGUUCCCACUCACAUGCACACCACACCACACGUCUCACACAUACGUAUAAAUACACAUUCAAUAUAUAAAUUAUACACUAUUUAUGAUAUUUUGUGAAACGAGUGCAAGAAAUCUAUUGAUUUUUAUUUAUUAUAUUACUAUUGACUGACGACUAAAUCAAAUCCAAUUAUAGAUUUUGAAUUCAAUAUUCCAUAUGAAAAGUGGUAUUCA